Molecule: messenger RNA, 7605 nt
Organism: Podarcis muralis (Common wall lizard)
Lineage: Eukaryota; Metazoa; Chordata; Lepidosauria; Squamata; Lacertidae
Gene: MFHAS1
Product: multifunctional ROCO family signaling regulator 1
Cellular component (GO): cytoplasm
Molecular function (GO): protein binding
Source: RefSeq, a predicted model, not a curated record
GCCUCGUUCAUGGAGGCGAGCCGGCAGCAAAGGGAAGCGAGGAAAAGCCUGCGCUCCAGGCUGGCGCGCCCUUUCCUCCUGCAAGGGCGGCUCCGACCAGGCGUGCACUGACGCGCCGAGGGGCGGCGCUGCUGUUGCCGCCGCCGCCGCCGCCGCCACGGGCACCUCCUCCAGUUUCCUCCCCUCAGUCCCGGUUCGGGAAUCCGCCGGCGCCGCCUUGCUGGGAGCGGCCGGCCAGGAGAAAGGAUGCUCCUCCGGGCGCGGCGGCGGAGGAAGAGGCGCGGCGGACGGGACAUCCCUGCGGUCGCCAGCCUUGCCUAGCGCAAGAGGCGCGCAGCCUCCUCCAUGGCGAAGCCCCGCGCUACGUUGCAGCGGCGAGGCCCGGCUUGCGGCGGGGAGCCCGGCGGCGGCGGCGGGGGCGGCGCUGGUGCCCGGGCCCAUCUUUCCUCUCGCCUCGGUGCGCCCUAAGGACUGCAGCGGCGGCGGCGCUAUGGCCGAGACGGAGCGGCCGGAGGAAGCGGCCCGGCUGUGGCGAGACGCCGCCCUGCGCGCCGGCAAGCUGCGGAGCGACCUCGGGCAGCUGGAGCUGGGCUCCCGGGAGGAGAGCGGCCCGCAGGCAGAGCCGGAGCCCAAGUCGGCGCUGCAGCAGCAGGAGCCCCAGCAGGAGCAGGAGCCGCCGUCGCCGCUGGAGACGCUGAACCUGAGCGGGCGCGGCCUGGAGGAGCUGCCCGAGGGCUUGUGCGCCGCCGUGGGCAGCAGCCUGAGCGUGCUCUCCAUGCGCAGGAACCGGCUGGCGAGGCUGCCCUCGGCCGCCGCCCUGGGGCACCUGGGCCGCCUGGCCGAGCUCGACCUGAGCCACAACCGCCUGCGCUCCCUGCGCGACGACGGCCCGGCGCUGGCGCUGCUGCGCGGGCUGCGCAAGCUCAGCCUCAGCCACAACCAGCUGGGCGCCGGCGGCGACGGAGCGCUGCCCGACGCCUUGGGCGAGCUGCGGCAGCUGGAGGAGCUGGACUUGAGCUUCAACCGCCUCAGCCGCCUGCCCGGCGAGGCCCUGGCCCGCCUGCAGCAGCUGCGCGCCCUGGACGUGGACCACAACCAGCUUCCCGCCUUCCCUCCCGCGCUGCUGGCGCUGGGCUCCCUGGAGGAGCUGGACUGCUCCGGCAACCGGCACCUGCGGGCCCUGCCCGAGGGCAUCGCCUCCCUGCGGCGCCUGAAGAUCUUGUGGCUCAGCGGCACAGGCUUGGCUGCCCUGCCCGAAGGCUUGUGCCAGCUAGGGGCCCUGGAGAGCCUCAUGCUGGACGGGAACCGCUUGAGAGGCCUGCCCGCCGGGUUUGGCGGCCUGCAGCGGCUCAAGAUGCUGAACCUCUCCUCCAACCUGCUGGCCGACUUCCCCGCAGCUGUGCUGGCCUUGCCUGGCUUGGAAGAGCUGUACCUGAGCCGCAACCAGCUCACCCUGCUGCCCGCUGGGCUGUGCCAGCUGGGCCAGCUGCGGACCCUGUGGCUGGACAACAACCGCAUCCGCUACCUGCCCGACUCCAUCGUCCAGCUGCAUCACCUGGAGGAGCUGGUCCUGCAGGGCAACCAAAUCGCCAUCCUGCCCGAGGGCUUUGGCCAACUCAACCGCAUCAGCCUCUGGAAGAUCAAGGACAACCCUCUGAUUCAGCCACCCUACGAGGUCUGCAUGAAGGGCAUCCCUUACAUCGCGGCCUACCAGCAGGAGCUGGCCCACUCCCAGCCUGCCCUCAAGCCCCGGCUCAAGCUGGUCCUGAUGGGCCUGAAAAACGCAGGCAAGACGCUGCUGAGGAAGUGCCUCGUGGAGGACGAGGACGAGGGACAAGGGCAUGGAGAGCUGUCCUUCGCUGCAGCCUGCAAGGACGCUGGGAGAGCUCGGACCAAGGGGUGCUUCAUGCAGACCCUAAGAGACCUGCCCCCUCAGCCUCUUUCCCCCAAAGCACAGCCGCACCGUCGCCCCAUUGUCGAGCAGCCAGGGGCUUCCCCAUUGCCAGCUUCGACCCUGAAAUGUUCCCAUUUGGGAUGUAUCUCCAGUGAGCAGUGGGACAUGCUCUUCUACCCUUCCCCGAAAGCUGCUGGGCAGACCCAGGUGGGAUGUUUUGCUGCUGAGCGGCAGGACGAUGCUCCGCUGGCCCCGUCCCCCAAAAUAAAUGGGGAGGCGCACUUAGGAUAUUACCCUCCCCUACGGCCCAUUAUGCCCCCAGCUCCCUACGCAGCAGGGUUGCCAGGCAGCAGCAAAGGCAUAGAGGUGACCGACUGGACUGCAGAUGUGGAAAGGGGCCUGACUUUCAUUGUGUACGAGCUGGCGGGAGACCCAAGUUACGACGUGAUCCAGCCCUUCUUCCUCUCUCCGGGAGCCCUCUAUGUGCUGGUGGUGAACCUGAGCACUUAUGUGCCGCAGUGUUUUUAUCCCUCCGUGGGGCACUUCCUUCACUGGCUGGGGGCGAAGGUGCCCCAUGCCGUGGUGUGCAUGGUUGGCACCCACGCUGACCUGUGCGCUGAACGGGAGGUGGAAGAGAAGUGCUUAGACAUCCACCGCCAGAUUUCCCGGCAAGAGAAGUGCGACUACGAGGGCCUCCAGAGUCUGGCCCAGCAGGUAGACGAAGCCCUGGGGCAGGAUUUCGACCUUCGCUGCUCCAGCCCCCACGUCGCCUUCUAUGGGGUGUCAGACAAGAACCUGCGGCGCAAGAAAGCUCAGUUCCAGUAUUUGCUAAACCACCGGCCGCAAAUCCUUUCCCCAGUGCUGCCUAUCAGCUGCUGGGAUUGCUGCCAGGUACGCCGCUUGCGAGAGAAGCUCCUUUCGGUAGCCGAGCAUAGAGACAUCUUUCCCAAUUUGCACCGGGUGCUGCCAAGGUCCUGGCAGGUGCUGGAGGAGCUGCACUUCCAACCGCAGGCUCAGCAGCUGUGGCUCAGCUGGUGGGACUCGGCUCGGCUCGGCCUGCAGGCAGGGCUGACGGAGGACCGUCUCCAGAGCGCUCUUUCCUACUUGCACGAGAGCGGCAAGCUGCUCUACUUUGAGGAGCACCUCACCCUUCGGGAAUACGUUUUCCACAACUUGCCCAGGCUCAUUGACAUCCUCAACGUCUUCUGCCAACGGGAUGCCGCGGUCUUGCUCCAGAAACUGCUUGGCAAUGCCCACGUGGACGAGCUGAAGGCCACGCAGCUCCACCACUAUGUGGAAGGCUUUUUGCUCCACGGGCUUCUCCCUGCCCAUGUCAUUCGCCUGCUCCUCAAACCCCACAUCCAGAGCAGAGAGGACCUGCAGCUGAUCCUGGAGCUGUUGGAGAAGAUGGGUCUCUGCUACUGCGUCAACAAGCCCAAGUCCAAGCCCUUGAACGGGGCGACGGCAUGGUACAAGUUCCCUUGCUAUGUGAAGAACGAGAUGCCCCACGCAGAGGCGUGGAUCAAUGGCUCCAACCUGGGUGGGCAGUCCUUUGUCGCGGAACAGCUGCAGAUUGAGUACAGCUUCCCCUUCAUCUUCCCCCCGGGGCUCUUCUCCCGCUACAGCGUCCAGAUCAACAGCCACGUGGUUCAGCGGUCUGAUGGGAAAUACCAGAUCUAUGCCUACAGGGGGAAGGUACCUGUCGUAGUCAGUUAUAGACCUGCCAAAGGCACCCAGCAGCCAGAUACUUUGUCUAUCGCUAGUCAUGCAUCCUUACCAAAUAUAUGGACAGCCUGGCAAGCCAUAACCCCACUAGUGGAAGAACUGAAUGUCUUGCUUCAAGAAUGGCCAGGCCUGUACUAUACUGUGCAUGUCCUCUGUUCCAAGUGCCUUAAAAGAGGGUCACCCCACCCGCAUACUUUCCCAGGAGAAUUGCUGAGUCAGCCCAGGCCAGAGGGAGUGACUGAGAUCAUCUGUCCGAAGAACGGUAACGAGCGAGUGAAUGUGGCUCUGGUACCCCCUACGCCGACAGUGAUCAGCCCUUGUUCCAAGUAACUUCUGGAAGACACCUGCCUUUGCCCCCAUAUAAGGACACACCAAACACCCUUUAAUCGAACAAGCCCUUCCUAAGCAUUUUUGGAAAUGUACAGCCCAGAGAUGUUUCUGAUUACUGAUGGGACCUGGACAACACAGCUUGGGAAAUAAAGAUUAAUGGGAGCAGGUGUGCUGAAAGGCUAUGCGCUGGGGUGGACACAAAUCUGUAGCCUGCCUGAAUUGAUCCUUACCAUCGGCUGGGGUUGGAGUGGUGUGUUUCCAAGAACUUUGUCCAGAGGCUUAUUGAAGCAAGAAUCACAGCAAAGCAUCCUCAUCCUGUGCUGCUCUUGGAACUUUUAUACACGACAGUCUGAAAACUCUGGGUGGUUUUAAUUGCUUCGUAAGCACCAAAACGAGAGCAUUGUUGACUGACGGCGAUGCGCUGGGAUUGAGAACUCUGUGGACCUGUAUUGUGCACUUGUUUGGACCCAUUGGUGAAUGUAAGAUUGUUCUCGGUGUGGUCGCUGUUCAGCUGUAGCUGAAAGAUAUAUCUGCUGAAAAGGCACUGUUGGUAACUCGGUUUCCCCAUAGGAAGAAAUUCAUAAUUCUGUGGCUGUAAUGUGCUGUGGAAAAGGACGCAAAAUCAAAACUGGAAAAUACCUCUUCAGAUGGAUGCUUUCCCAGGGACUGAGCAUAUAACUUAACCCCAGAAGUGAAAUGGUUUUUAAAGUAAUAUAUUAAGUUGCAGAGGAAUUGUGGACUAAAGGAUUCAUCACUCGACCCUCAGCCUCAGGAUCAUUCUCUAGCGAGGAGCUGCUUGCCAACAGAGUAGGAUGAAAAACUUCUCAGGGAUUAUGUUCAAUGUGCAGUUUAAAAGCCGCAGCUGCCGUUGACGACAGCAGUAUCGGGGGCACUCUGUUUCCAAGUCUGUCAAAUGUGAAAGAGGUUCACUGCUGAAGUUCACUGCUGUUCAGCAAUUUGUUUGUGUCUUUUUUUUAAGUGUUAAUCUUUAUUUUUCUAAGUUUUUAAUUAUCUAUGCAGUUUAGAAUUAAUUUGACACUGGGUACAAAGGUCAGCGUGGAGAUUGUGCUAAAUCAGUUGUGGGGUUCUGGAUGUGAUGUCAAAACAAUGCAUGUAGGUCUCUAUUGUUUAAACACCUGGUUUGUGCACAGACACACACAUCACGCACACACACACACAGAUACACACACACAAUCUUCAAUUUCACUGCAGUUUCAUGGUAAAAUCCACCUAAAUAAACACUAGCACAGAUUCUUCUGGGAAUACCUCUGCCUCCACAAAACAGUUGAAGCCGUACUUGAAAGAAUCAAAUGUGAUUUUGAUUUUUCUCCCUCUUGUGAGUGGAACAUGUCAACGUGGUGGAGAAGGGGAAGACAGCUUGAGUUAAACUUUAUUUGUGGAGUAUCCAGUUGAGUGGUCAGCCCUGAAGUAAGCCAGGAAUCCUUCAUCCCUAAACAAUGCCAAGAAUAAUUGACCAGGAAUAAAAAUGGAGUAAUUGAAUUGAGGCAGAAAUGAUUGACAAGGAGCAAAGAGCAGCGUGGAGAUGGACACACCUCAGUCCUCCAGCCACUUGGGAGCCUAGAGAAAGCAAUUCAACUAUUGGUGACAAUGUGCCACAAAGAUGGGGCGUUAUUGCUAGACCUUGUUUACCUUCAGUGUCUUGAAAUUAAGCACUGGAAUACCAGCAGCUAAAAUGCAGCUCAUGUUGCAACGAAGUUGACCACCUCAGUUCCAGAAUUUUCUUUUCUCGACUAUGGAUCACGCUGGCUUUAUUCAUAAUGUCCAUCAUGCUGGGGUGGGGAUUGGUGCAGUGUCCUACGAAACAUGCUUUGUUUUCAAAAGAAUGUAUUAGUCUGGGGGCCACUUUAAACAUCGCCUGAGUUAAGUAUAGUUAUGGCACUACACUUUAAGCCAUUCUGAUAAUGGUAGCGCCUUCUGCCCUUAUGUUUAGAGCAGCAUUUGUGCCACAUUUGCUAGAUUAGGAAACUGAAUUAUGACACCACCAUCCAAGCGUGCAACACAGUCUACCUUCAGCGCAUCAGUGGAAGCUUCUGGUGUUACUGGAAUGGUUCAGGAAAGCCACAGAGCAGAGGAAACCACACUUCUCAGACCUCAAGAUUAUUCCCUUGUUUGAAGAACGCAGCCAACAAUCUGUAAUAUCCACUCUUACAAGUAAACAUCACAUUUUAAAAAAUGUAGGGGCAUUUUAACAUGUAACUUUGAGGUGGAUUUCCAUGGGGAAAUCAUAAAACAGCUGUUGAAUUUUAAGCUUAGCUGAGGGAAAGAUAUACCUCAUUUGAAAAGUGGUUGAAAAGGAGACAUUAAUCAACAAAUGUGUCUGGUGUUACGAGUGGGCUUUUGAAUCCCAGUGGCUAAUUUUUGUCGGUGUGUGUGGAAAGAUGUUCCCCCCGCCACUUCAGAGUCACUCCAUUCGACAACUGUUGUGUACAAGAAGGUUAACUGGGGGAUUAACUGCAGUUUUCUGUUGUAUUUUGGGUCUUGUGGGCCAUUUCAGGUCUAGUGUGGAAGUCGAACAUUCCCAGAUCUUAAUUACCUUAGCACAUCAGGGGCAUGUGCUAAGAAGACAUUCCCAAGCAAAUUUCGGUGCCACAUCACCUAGUAAAAUAGUUUGGGCUUCAGAAAUGUAUUGUUUAGGUUUGCCUUAAGUAGGCUUGAGCAAAACUUGGUCAUUCUGUGGGAAAGUGCCAAAACAGCAGUGCUUAACCAGGCUUCAGCACCACUGAAUUUCUGGCAAAUACUAGUUGAGAUGAGUUUUCUAAGUGUACCUUCAUUCUUCAGUGCAACUUUCUAGGUAGCUCUGACUUCUGUAAGGAGGAGCACAACUUGACACGAGUUUUCCCUCUCAAGGCCAAAAUGAAGGGGUUUUUUUUGCACCUGUUAAAGUAGAUCUUUGCCAGCAAUGGGAGAUUGACUCUUUCCUGAUGUCAGCCUAAACAUGGGUGGCGUUUAGUCAUUCUUGUUUUUCAGGCUAUUUGCUAAAAAUGCUCAGCAACAUCGCACUGGAGCGUCUGAGGCGAAACACUUGCUGCGGUUGUCUGAGAACUUUUAAGAGCAAAUAUAAUUUUUUUAAAAUCAUUUUUUGCUAUGCAGGACAUUUCAAUACAGACACUGCAGCCAGACAAAGAUAUUUUGGCUGGUGGAGUGUCUUGACAAGAUCCUGUUGUGGUAGUAUCGGCGGAAGACUUCUGCCAGCUUUUCUGGGAAGAGGGCGAGGUUUUGCUCUGUGAGGCACAAAAAAAUCAAUCAAGCUAUUCCUCUUAAAACUGCUGGAGAAUUGCCCUUGGAAUCAGUCACGUUUUCUAUUCCUAGGUUCUAUGACAGGAAAAGCUGUUUCCUGGAUAUGCACCGCAGUGCUGCCAAAGAAAACGUGUGCUGUUUUUAAUUCCUCAAAAGAUUCUCUUCUCUUUGACCCAUCUUUGAUUCACUUCUGGAAGGCCAAAAAAAGGGGUGUUUGGUGUAACAUGGGUGGUGAUUGUUCAGCAAGGGGCAUGGGGCGGCGGCUAUACUUAUAGCUUAUCUGUUAAUUCUCCAUAUUACAGCACAGACUUCUUUUUUUACAAGAAAAAAGAAAAAAAGAAGAAAAAAUAUUCUCACCAAGACAAAAACCUGAGAAUAAAAGUAAUAUUACAAUUUGA